Bemisia tabaci is the source of this 1562-nucleotide messenger RNA. Lineage: Eukaryota; Metazoa; Arthropoda; Insecta; Hemiptera; Aleyrodidae. The record is from RefSeq and is a predicted model, not a curated record.
AUGAUGAGCAGUGGCAUGUUAUCUUUGCCAGCCAUAAUUCUAUCGAUAAUACCCUUCAGCUGGUCAUCGAUGAUUUCGAUGUAUUCAACCAAACUGAAACCAGUAACAUUUGAGGAUGAAGAGGAAAUCGAUUAUCAUUUAACUCCUCUGUCAAGCCUAACAACUCCUCCAUCAAGCCCAACAACUCCUACUGUCCUUCCAUCGCAAGCUCCAACUCCAGUCGGUUUGUGCGCUCUCCCGGUUUCUCCUCCAAAGGAUCCAUAUGUUACAUACGAAAGUGGCUACCAGUUCGGUACGACAAAUGGCAGUCGAAUUGAGUAUCCAUCGCUUGCCCCUAAACUCAAAAGCAAAUUUGAUGUGUCAAUACAAUUUAAGACCAUCUCUCAGUACGGAACCAUCCUUUACGCUGCUAAUGAGCUACACACUGAGUAUGUGGCUGCGUACUUGGUUGAUGGGAAGGAUUCCUCAAUAUUCUUUGAAGGAUGUCUCAGGAACUUCAGAAUGCAUAGCAGGCCCAUCAAGAAUGCCAAGAAUCCAUCUCAAUCCUUUGGAGUCAUCCCUUGCUCUGACAGGGUUGAAAGAGACACAUAUUUUUCAGUGGAGGGCAGAUAUGUCAUACGUGCCAACAAGUUCAGAGUCCUGAAUGAGUUUGAUGUGAGACUAGAUUUCAAAUCUAGGAGUCCCUCAGGAUUUAUGCUUGGAGUGUUCUCUCAAAACAAGGAAGACUUCCUGUCCCUUCAGAUGAAAAAUGGAAAAAUUAAAUUUUCCGUGGAGAAUGUUAACGGAAUCAUAUCAACGUCAUUUGAGCCACCUAAGCCUCACUUCUUCUGUAACAGUGAAUGGCACUCACUUCAAGCUGUAAAAGCAAAGAACGUUGUGUCACUGAGUGUGAACAAAGUGUUCGUGGAGUCAGGCAUUGGUAUUGGAGGCUCAUUUAGAACUGACAUCAAAGACCCACUCUAUGUUGGAAGUCAUCCUGACGCACAGAAACUGUUCGAGGAGAACCGUUUGGAAACUACUGAAAACUUUAUUGGUUGCAUUCGGGACAGAGAUAUUCACAGCAAUGGCAAGCAAGAAGAGCAUUAGAUCACCGUCGAUGAAGCGUUUGGAAAUGUUACUGUUGGAAUCUGUUGAACCAUUUAGAAAAAUAUAGAUCUUGAAACCACUGCCACUGAAAUCUUAGAAUAUUUUUUUUUUUUUUUUUUUUUGUAAACAUUGUACUAGAUCACUGAAAUGUUCCUGAAAAUUCCAAAAGAAGAGAAUAUUAUUUAAAUGGCAAAUGGCAAAACCAAGUAUCACAAGCGCCAAAAUGGACUAUUUAUUUGAAUUUUCUCUUCAAAUUUCAUCCAAAUUAGAUGCUAAGAGUGAUUUUAAAUGUGUAUUAAAAAUUUAAGUCUUUGACGUGUUUCUAGUAGCCGUUAACUUUUUUCCGUUUUACAUUAGUCCUAUGGAAAUUCGCGUUCACUUGGCGCUGUGAUACUUUGGUUGGAAGUAGUCGAUGUCACCUUCUAGAAUAAAUGAAAGCCUUGGAGGACAAGGCGCAUAAGUGUUUUUUCAAGCAA